CCGCGCGGCGGCGGACACGGGCGAAGGUGGGCGCGAGGUAGGAGGAACAAUAAAGCUUCAACAAGGACGGCGUUCCUCAGCCGCUUCUCGGCCCCGCCUCCUCCCGGGCACAGAGGCGGAAACAAGAGAAGAGUAGCGCUUCACAGGCGGGUCCCGAGGCGGGACUUCCUCUCUCGUCGCUUGUCUGUCAACGGAGGUCCACCACCCGCCUCGCGUCAAAUGGUUAACUUCUGAAGACCGGAUUGGCCGCUGCGGGAGCAACGAGGUCACGUGAACAGCCACGGCCUGCUCUGGAAGAGCGCUCGGAGCUGGGAAGGGAGAGGCCGGUCGGCUACUGUUCAGGAUUCCCCCAAUGGCUUCGUUUGUUAGCACCACCUCCCGCCUCAAAAGUAAAAAGUGGGAAUAGGAGCCAGGACGUUAUGCGUCUAAAGACAGGAGUGAUCAGUCUACCAUUUUUUUCUAAGUCUAUGGUUCAGGGGUUAUUUGCAUGAGCCGAGCGACCGGAUGUUCGAGGUUCGCGUCGCUCUAGGCAGCGCCCUGAAAUUCUAUGAAAAACAUCCUUUUUGGCCUCUUUGACGUCAUCAGACGUCGACAGGAAGAAAAUUUCCUUCCCGGAAGUAGGUCGGAGGAAGACACAAAAUAGGGGUAGGAAUGCUGUCUGGAGAGCAUCCCUUUUUCUGGAGCCGGAUAUGGUGGAAGCCUCCUGUGUUACCCUGGGGAUAGAGGGCGUAGGGGUGGAGUCUCUUUUAGGGGUGGCUUGCUUGCCCUGGGGAAUCCUGAGAUUGGUGUUGGCAGCUUGGGGGUGCGGCCGUUGUAGCUUUACUGAUAUACAGUAUUACAGGAAAGGGACACUCUGGCAUGAACUGACUGGCAGAAGAGACUGGUCCUUCACAUUAUGUUGACUUGACUUGUGGAACUGCCUGCCACAUGAUUUGAGCAUAGACUCCCACCUCAAGCAGCUUUAAAGGGAGAUGAGCCAAAUUUCAUGAAGGAGAAGAUAAAUUGUGGAACCAUCUGGGAGAGGGCUGUGGUGUACAGCCCCCGUUUGUAACCUCCCCAUUGUGAAAAGCACAAUGCUGGUCUAGAUGGGCCUCUGGCCUGGUAUGGUAGAGCUCUGCUUGUUGCAUUAUUACAUUUAUAUCCCUUUACUCCGUGUUGCUCAGAGAGUAUGCAAAGGUUCUCUCCUGCCUCUGUCCUAUAAUUUUGUCCUCCCAUCAACCCUGUGAGGUAGGGUAAACUGAGAGAUUGUGGCUGACCUGAAGUCACCAGCUGAGCUUGAUGGCUGAGUAGGGGAGGGAUUUGAACUUGAUCUCCCAAAGUUUUGGGGAUUAGUCUGAUUAGCCUUGACUACUUUUAUAAGUUGGUGACUGGAAGGUGGUUUGGAGAGCUGGAUACUGGAGGUUUUUUUCCUGAGGCAGCAGUUGUAUUUGAGAUGGCAUUGUGUAUUGUGCCACCUUGAUGGGUUUAAUUGAAGCAUCUGCUUCCGUGGUCUACAACCCCUUCAUCAAGUGUAUAAAAUGUCCUUCAUGAGUAUCUAACUGACAAAACAGAUUAUAGGCUGCGAAAACUGGUGCCACAAUAAAUCUUCUAGUCUUUGAGGGUCUGCAAUAUUCCUUGCUUUAAGAAUAGUGGAUAGCCAAUGAAAUUCCCGAGGUGGGUAAUAAAAAGAAAUAAACAGUAGUGUACAUUCACCUCCUUGGUAUUCCAGGUUAAAACUACCAUAUUAACCAAACUUUUAAUGGCAGAUUUGUGACCUGCUGGGACUGCUAAUUUUUGAUGUUAUGAAAGAGUGACUAUUUCUUCCUGUUUUAUGAUUGUAGGGUGAAUUGAUUGAUUUUAGGCUACAUGGGGGUGUAAUGAAUCUAUGUGAGCUGCUUUGUAGAAUCUGGAGAGGAAAAGCUGCACACAAAUACUUAUAAUAAAUGAGAAAAAUCACAUUGUUUCUGAAUACGGUGUUGUAUUUGAAGUUUGUGUAUAUAUUUGAAAAUCAAUUAAAAUAUAAUACAAAGAAAAAGAUAAACGCAUUCAAAUCAAGAAUCCACAUCUAGAGAAUAGUAAAUCUGGUAAAUAAAAAAGGCAAAUUUUCAGUUGAGCAGGAACCACAAAUGAACAGGGCACGUUCUAGAAACUAGCAGCCAUCUAUAAUGUUUUAAAUAUUAGUGUUAUAAAAGGUUGUCAUAAUGAAUGAGGAGACAGCUUGCAGAGAGAAUUCUCCAAGUCAUAAGAAUCAUUUAUAAGCACCUAUUGGGGUGCUUUCACAGUUACUGUAUCCAGGCUGGAUAGUUGCAUUCUUUUUUAAAUUCAGCUUAUGGUAGCCGAAAGCAACCUUGAUACUAGCACAGGUAGGCUAUUAUGUGUUAUUUGUUUCCAGAAUUUUUACAUAUCUGAAGAAAUCUCUCUUUCAAAAUAUCACUAUGCCCAGAGAAAUUUCCCUCAGUCUGUUCUUGCUGUGCGUGGACUCUUGAAGGUUGUUGCCAGAUAUACUCCAAAUGAGUCUGAGGUGACUUGUGGGCAAGAUAAGACACGUAUAGAUAUAGGAGUAAAGUAUUGAAAUAGGAUUGGGCAGUCUUUGGGGAUAUAGUGUUGCAGAGAUGGGAGGCUAGGUUAUUUCUAACCCUUUGUGCUUUCUGACUAAAGAGCCCCAAACCAUUUUAUUUUUCUCUUUCUAGGCAUAUAUACCAGAGUUAGAUUAUAGCAAUGGAUGCUGCCGGACGUCCUUCGACGGGACAGGUGAUCCUCCUGGCGACCAGUUCAGCUGUCACUGCAAUUCUGUAUGCCAUUUACAGGCAAAAGUCAAAAAUAGUUUACAGCUUGAAGGUCAGUUGCUGCUUAGAACAGGGCCACAGUAAUUUUAUGUAUUCAGUAUUUUUUCGAUGUCUGUUCUGCUUCUCAACUGAAAAGUAUCUGGAGCAGCUGCAACAGCCUUUAAAUGUUGAAUUUAUAAAAGGUAAAGCCUGUUAUGAACAUUAUAAACUAAAAGUAUAUUGGAUCCAAAAACUACAAAUGCCAAACGAAGGAAGGAAAUCCCAAAAGGCGAGAAAGGAGUGGGGGGGUACACAAUUAUUGUGUUAUGGGUUGUAGUCAAUUAAUUCCUACGCAAAGUAGACCUAUGCAAAGAUUUUGAGUGAAGAACGGGCUCUUACCAAUGUUUAAUUCCCUCCACCCAGGGAGCGAAAAAAGUCACCCUAGACCAGGAUUUGAAGACUAUCCUUAUGGAAGCACCUGGGAAAUGUGUUCCUUAUGCAGUAAUAGAAGGUAGGGUUUGUGAGUCUUGUGGAUUGCUGGUAAUGGGGGUGGGAAGCAUGUAUGAGUGUUUGCCAUUAGGUGUCUAGUUUGCUCCAUCUGUCAGGGAGGAUUAUGGUAUAACAUGCACACUAAAAUGCAACUCCCAUCAGCCCCAACCAGUGAUCAUGGCUGUCCCUGCACAGCAUAGUCCUUAGACCUGUGGGUAAAUUAAUAGGUUCCUAUUGCUCUUGCUGUUCUGUUACACUGUGGUGAGUCUUCAGGUGUGCAAUUAAGCUCUUUUCAGCUGUUUUUUCUUCCCUCUGCCAUCCAAUAGGUGUAGUGCGGUCUAUUAAGGAAACCCUCAACAGUCAGUUUGUGGAAAACUGCAAGGGAGUGGUUCAGAGGCUAACACUGCAGGAGCACAAGAUAGUGUGGAACCGAACCACGCACCUCUGGUAGGUACAUUUCACUCCCAGACUUGAAAAUGGGGCAAGAGGGUUAUUGCUUCCACUGGUGUAUUGGUGUGAGGCAAGAGCCUUUAUUGGAGCAUGUGGCUUAAUCAGUAGCGUAGGCCAGGUGCCAUUCAGAUUAUUAUAAUCCACCUUUCAAUCUCUAUCAGGGUGGAGUCUGCAUGCAGUCCUAUAUACUCCUCUGGCCCCCAGGGCUCUCCCCAGGCUGUAUCCCCUCCCCAGGCUUGCUCUGUCCCCCGUCCCCCCCCGUGAGUGCUUUUGCCUGGCUGGAAUGUGCACCUGUGAGAAUGCCUCUAGCUUGCCAAGAUGGAGAGUUGUGUAUAAAAAAAAUCUGGCUUCUGUGCCAGAAAAGCAGCCCCCUUGCUAAAAAAAGAUCCCGCAGGUUUUUUCAAAGUCUGCAUCUAGCACAUAAGAAGUUUAAUCAAAGUGUGUUGUGGCACCUUAAAGACUAAUACAUUUGUUAUGGCAUAAGGUUUUGUGGACAAAAAUCCAUUUUGGUAUUGCGUAAAGGAUCAUUCUCAAUGGGCAGAUACGGGGUGGGGAGAGAGAGAUGUAAAGAGUGAGGCGAAGUGUCAAUGAAAAGCAAACAAAAGAGGAAAACAGAACAGUUUGUGACAAUUGCAUUGCAGUUGGAAACAGGGGCAGGGAACCGUUUUGGACCAGUGGUGGGUAGAGCCAGAGGCAAAGGUGGCAAUAAAGAAAAUCAAGUUUUACCUUGUAUAGCAGGCUAGAUUUUACACACACUCGGUCCUCCAUUGAGAGAAGGAAGAAACAUUAUCAGAGUUCAAGAAUGCAUUCCAACCAGGCAAGAACACUGAGGGAAGGGUGCAACUUUGGAAGAUGUAUGGCUUGAUGAGAGGCCUGAGGGCCAUAGACCUGCCCUGUCCCUGAUCUGAAUAGUCAUGAUACGGAAGGGGAGGGAAGAGAAGUGCAAGCAAAUUCCGGCAAACUCAAGCAAAUUCUUCAUUAAAUUUCUGUAGACUGAAAUGUUAGGAGCCAUUCCCAGGCAAACCUUUAUGUGCCCAGCUAAGUGGGCAAUCCGUUCUGUGUUUCUUCUGCUGCUUUAAACCUUUGUGCUGGGUCCUCGUUCCCCAGGAGCGACUACGAGAAGAUCAUUCACCAGAGGACCAACACGACAGCCUUUGAUAUGGUGCCCCAGGAGGGAGGAGCCGAUGUCGCCGUGAGGGUGUUGAAACCCCUGGACGCUGCCGAGCUUAGCUUGGAGACAGUGUACGAGAAGUUCCACCCGUCUGUCCAGUCCUUCACGGACGUGAUUGGCCACUACAUCAGCGGGGAGCGCCCCAAAGGCAUCAAGGAGACCGAAGAGAUGCUGAAGGUGGGGGCGGCGCUUACCGGGGUGGGCGAGCUGGUCCUGGACAACAACACCAUCAGACUGCAGCCCCCCAAGCAAGGGAUGCGCUAUUACCUAAGCAGCCUAGAUUUCGAGGCCUUGCUCCAGAAGGAAGAAUCGAGCGUCCGUCUCUGGAAGGUCCUGACUCUACUUUUUGGUUUUGCGACGUGCGCCGUGCUCUUCUUUGUCCUCCACAAGCAGUACCGCCAUCACCGGGAGAAGCAGCGCUUGCGUCAGGUGCAGGAGAUGAUCGCAGCGGGCGGGGACACGCUGAAUGCAUGCGUCGUCUGCUUGAGCAAUGCCCGCUCAUGUGUGUUCCUCGAGUGCGGGCACGUCUGCUCGUGCGACAAGUGCUACCAGGCGCUGCCGCAGCCUCCCCGUUGCCCCAUUUGUAGGCAAGAGAUCGCAAGAGUCGUGCCUUUGUACAACAGCUGAAUUGGCGGCGCCGUCUCUUUUGGCGACCUCCCCGUCGGUCUUUCUCGUUGAGGAACGUUCUUCUGGCUUUCGCUGCAGCAUUAGAGGCGUGCGGGGUGUGGGUUUGGUGUGACCCUUUGCACAGACAGUUGGAGAAGCAAGCCAUGUUGCAUAGAGCUGCAAACAAAGAUUCAGAGCUUUUAACGAUUGCUGUGAUUUGGGAAGUAGACUGUUCAGCACUGCUUGGGUGGAUUUUCUUUGCCAAAAUGAAGUUUCUCAACUGACAAUUCACAUGUAAACCAUGGAGACUUUGGUUUUCUCCAACCUGGUGCCCUGCAGAUAUUUUUGACUACAGCUACCAUCAGCCCUGGAGUUGUAGCCUAAACCACCUGGAGGGCACCAGGUUGGAUAAGGCUGCUUGAACUAAUCCCUGUAUUUUCUUUCUCCUGUGUGAGAAUUAACAGGAUCAUGUUUCUAAACUGGAAUGCUUUUUUUGAGUUCUUUUUCACCAGUGCUGUGUGUGUGUGUGUUCUUCCUCCGAAACAUUUACCAAUCCCAAUUCUCUUCUGAGAAGCUCCAAAUUCAGUGCUCAGAAUAAAUUAAGUUUGCACUGCUUUGGUUUUAAUUUUGCUUUCAGUAUUUCAGAG
Molecule: messenger RNA, 6107 nt
Organism: Podarcis lilfordi (Lilford's wall lizard)
Lineage: Eukaryota; Metazoa; Chordata; Lepidosauria; Squamata; Lacertidae
Source: the annotation of a GenBank genome assembly